AUGGCUUUAUUUAUUGGUGUUGGAUUCUCGGUUGAGCAGCCUCAAAUAACAAGUGAUAGCGGUCAUAUACGAAUAUGUACCUUGAAUGUAGGAAGAGUGGAUGAGAAUAAGUUGGUGCAACUAACCGAUGCAUUAAGAAAAAGGAAAGUGGACAUUGCUUGUAUACAAGAGACUAAAUGGAAGGGGGCGGAAACCACCGAGUGUAAUGGCUAUAAGUUGUGGUAUGCCAGCCUGGAGAACACUGUAAAUGGUGUAGGAGUCUUGCUAUCAAAGAAUCUUAUAGACAAUGUAGUACAAGUUAGAAGAUGUUUUGAUAGGAUUAUAUCGAUUAAGGUAGUGGUAGAGGAGGAGGUAGUGCACGUUAUCUCUGCGUACGCACCACAUCCCACAUUGGAAGAGUCAAAAAAGAUGAGUUUUUGGGAAUCAUUAGAUGAUAUAGUAAAAGGAAUACCUAUGAAUGAAUGUAUAUUCUUAGGGGGAGACUUCAAUGGACAUAUAGGAAAAGAGGCGGAUGGGUAUGAGACAGUGCACGGUGGUUUAGGACAUGGCACUAGGAACGAAGAGGGACACAGGCUACUAGGGUUUGCAACUGCACACGAUUUGGUGGUCUCAAACUCCUUUUUUAAAAAGAAGGAUGCGCAUUUAAUUACCUUUCAGACUGAGAGUGAGGGGAAAAGCACUCAAAAUGACUACCUUCUUUUGCGAAAACGAUAUCUUAGUGCGUGCAUAGAUUGCAUGGUGUUAUCGGGGGAGAUUAGCAUUUCGGAACACAGACUGUUGAUCAUGGACUUAUACAUGAGCAUGAUAAAGAGCAUUGCAAGAGAGGAAAUGAAGGAAUUACAUGCAAAACAAGCUCAAUUGGCUUGUGAAGUUGCCGAUCUAUCUAUUCUUCUUCCGAAAAGGCCUCAUCUCAAAGGCCAAGUACGAAUAUGCACCAUAAAUGUUGGAACAUUGAAUGAUAAGUUAUUGAAAUUGACAAAUACAUUAAGAAAAAGGAAAGUGGAUAUCGCAUGCAUACAAAAAACCAAGUGGAAGGGGGAGGAAGCUACACUCGAGUGUAACGGGUAUAACUUGUGGCAUGCAGGACUAGAGAACGCAAUAAACGGUGUAGGGAUCUUGAUAUCAACAAACCUCAAAGACAACGUAGUAGAAGUUAAAAGAUGCUGCGAUAGGAUCAUUGCGAUCAAGGUAGCAGUAGAGAGAAAGAUGGUGAACGUCGUCUGCGUAUACGCACCACAUGCCACGCUAGAAGAUUCGAUAAAGAGGAGUUUUUGGGAAUCAUUAGAUGAUAUAGUAAAAGGUAUACCUAUCAAUGAAUGUAUAUUCUUAGGGGGAGACUUCAAUGGACAUAUAGGAAAAAAGGCGGAUGGAUAUGAGACAGUGCACGGUGGUUUUGGAUUUGGUACUAGGAACGAUGAGGGACAUAGGUUACUAGAGUUUGCAACUGCACACGAUUUGGUGGUUGCAAACUCCUUUUAUAAAAAGAGGGAUGCGCAUUUGAUUACCUUUCACAAUGAGGGGUAUAAUAGUCAAAAUGACUACCUCCUUUUGCGAAAAUGGGACCGUAAGGCGUGUAUAGAUUGUAAGGCGUUACCGGGAGAGACGAGUGCUUCGCAACACAAGUUGUUGGUCAUGGACUUAUACAUGAGCAUGAGAAAGCGCAUUAAGAGAAACCCUAAUAGGAAAAAACACAAAAAAGAACAGUUGAAAAAGGGAAAGCUUCAUAACAAAAGAGGAAAAACAUUUCAAAAUGACCAAAUCGCCAAGAAAGCAAAGACCAGAUAAUCCCAACUAACAACCCAAACAUCAUUUCUGUUGAUGUAAUUAUGAUGUUAUAAUAGCAUUCGUGUUUGUAAUUUCUUGUGAAAUAUUGACCAAAAGUAGAGAAUGUCUUCUUUUGUUCUUUUUAUUUUAAUUUUACAUUUAUAAGGAUUAUUAAUGACAAA
This is a messenger RNA of Lactuca virosa, 1946 nucleotides long. Lineage: Eukaryota; Viridiplantae; Streptophyta; Magnoliopsida; Asterales; Asteraceae. The record is from the annotation of a GenBank genome assembly.